GUCAGGAUGUUACAAAUAUUUAGCCUUACUGGAUAGACUGGUAGCUAUAAUGGGCCUGAGGCCCAAAAUGAAUGAGCGUUUACAAAGCAAUCAAGGCGUCCAAAAAUCGAGAGGCAGUGUUAGGCCCAAAACGAAACAAAAAGGUAAAACGACGGUGUUAAUCGGAAGCGGCGUUAAAUGUUAAAUGUUAAAUGUUAAAUGUUAAUCCUCCAAAUUCCAAUUCAUCCAAUUCGAAUGCAUCGUGAAGAGAAAUCUUUGGAGCCUAAACUAAAAUUCGCGGUUAGCAGUUAGCAGUAGACGAUUCACUGAAGCCUCAGCAUCAGCAUAAUGAAAACCCCAGCUUCAGGUUUCUACAGAAACCCCGUGAAGUUCAGAAUGCCGACUUCGGAGAAUUUGGUGCCGAUUCGAUUGGACAUAGAAAUCGACGGUCAGCGAUACAAAGACGCUUUCACUUGGAACCCUACCGAUCCUGAUUCCGAGGUCGUACUCUUCGCCAAGAGAACCGUUAAGGACCUGAAACUCCCUCCCGCUUUCGUCACCCAAAUUGCACAAUCCAUUCAGUCUCAGCUCGCCGAUUUUCGUUCCUAUGAAGGCCAAGACAUGUAUGCCGGCGAGAAAAUUAUUCCUAUCAAGCUUGAUCUCCGUGUAAACCAUACUCUCGUGAAGGACCAGUUCUUAUGGGACUUGAACAAUUUCGAGAGUGAUCCUGAAGAAUUCGCCAGAAUCUUCUGCAAAGACAUGGCCAUUGAAGACCCCGAGCCAGCAAUUGCCUUUGCUAUAAGAGAGCAGCUUUACGAGAUUGCAAUUCAAAGUGUGGUUUCAGCAAGAGAAAGCAGAUUGAGCAAGAAGGGUCGUCGAGGGGCUGAAUAUGCUCCAGUCAGCAAAGGAGGUGCUGUGGCAGUGGACUUGGUCAAGUUAUUUGGCCCAAAAUCUAGUGUAGUUCGGAAAAGAAAGGAAUGGGACGUGUAUGAACCUAUCGUGGACCUUCUUUCCAAUGAAGAAGUUGAUGCCCUUGAAGCAAAAGAAGAACGGAAUUUCAGGUGAAUUGACAAGCAUUGCUUAUUUAGAAGAGUAGUAUAGUUCUAUUGAAACCUAUAUUAGUUAGAGGGAAUCAUUACCAAGUUAUUAUUGUACUGUGUGGAAGUUGGUUUCGUAGAAUCAGAAAAUCAACGAGUCAGCAUGUGUUAUCAUAUUAGGUUGUAUCAUUUCUUCAUCUUCAUUCUGUGUACAAAGACACUAAUCAGUAAUCAGCAUCAAGGCCAAAUUAAAAAAGAAAAUUAAUUACAUCUUAUUAGCAUAGUAUCUAGGGUAAAUUACAUUGAUCUUCUACGAUACUGAACAAUAUUACACAAGUAGUCUUAUCUACCAUACAAUUUAAGUUAUAUGACACUUGAUACUUCCUUUUAUAAAAGUGAUGUUGGCCUUC
Messenger RNA from Arachis ipaensis, 1426 nucleotides. RefSeq names its product transcription regulatory protein SNF5, putative (BSH) (gene BSH). Gene Ontology annotation, biological process: chromatin remodeling. Lineage: Eukaryota; Viridiplantae; Streptophyta; Magnoliopsida; Fabales; Fabaceae. Gene Ontology annotation, cellular component: nuclear chromosome. The record is from RefSeq and is a predicted model, not a curated record.